CAGGUUGUCGCCAGGUAAAUCCUGCUAGCAUCCUUUGAAGCUAGCAUCCAAUUUGGCAUUCCUCAGCUGAGCUCCGCCAGGGUCGCUCUUUACCACCGUGCUUUCCGUUUAAUAGAAUUCAAAGGGCGCUCAGUUAGACGUGUCCGUGUACCUCAGCAGACCGGUGCAUCAGCUGCAUUGUUGGUUAAAUGUAGCGGUGAUGGGAUUAGCAGAUAAAAUAGCGCUACUGUUGGCUGUUUUGAUUGACGAUUCCGAGUUUCCGCUGACAAACAUGAAGACAUUAACGCCGUUCGAGUGAACCCCUCCACCGAACUUUACGCCAGCUUGGAUGACCUAUGCUUCUUUUUAUUAAGUCGUCUUAUUCAUUUUUAACGUUAUUCCGCUGAAGGUACGAUGUCGCACUGGCUUGCAGACGCCUUACAUGUGACUGCUAAAACAAUGAGGCUGAGAAUGCGUAAGGCGUCUCAGCAACCGAAUCCCACUCUGGCAAGCCGCCCAUCCCGAACCAAGCGGAGGCAUUCAGAAGUAGAAGAGGACACUCCUACUACUGGAAGAGGAUUGUUCUCCACCAUCAAGAAGUUCAUCAGAGGAAAUGCUGUGAAGGUUCAGGAGGAAACCCCAGCAAAGAAGACACGCCUCCACUGUGAUGUGGACAACAACCUGAUCACCUCUACACCCACAGACCCCAACACACCCAGGAGGAAUAUAAGCAGAGUUGGCAGGAGAGGAUCCGUCAAUGGACAGGCAACCAAUCACGACAGGAGUAAAGAGAAGCCCAAUGGUAGUCUGGAGGAGACGACAGCCGUUGAGGUGACCACCAGCCCUCCCAGAACUACCCUUCUCGGGACCAUCUUCUCCCCCGUUUUCAACUUCUUCUCACCAACUAAGAAUGCCUCUUCUGGCUCGGACUCUCCAGACCAAGCUUUAGAGGCUGAGGAGAUAGUCAAGCAGCUGGACAUUGAGCAAGCUGUGGAGACGCCCACCAGCACUGCUACAUCCACGCAGGAACUGUGCGUCACCACCAACUACUACUCGAGCGUCUCACAGCUCCCACCUCUGCGACCGCCACACAUCCUCGAGGCUUCUCCCACAACUGAAGAAGGAGAGCUGGAUACGGAUGCUGACCUCCCCCCUCUCACAGCUCCAGGCACCAGUCCAGAUAUGGCACAUGUGGACACCCUUCCAGCUACAGUACCACCAGAGGCAUCCUACGAGGAAGACUGGGAAGUGUUUGACCCGUACUUCUUCAUUAAGCACGUCCCUCCACUGACAGAGGAGCAGCUCACUCGUAAGCCAGCCCUUCCCCUGAAGACGCGCAGCACACCUGAAUUCUCUCUGGUCCUAGACCUGGAUGAAACUCUGGUGCACUGCAGUUUAAAUGAGCUGGAGGACGCAGCACUUACCUUCCCUGUCCUCUUUCAGGAUGUCAUCUAUCAGGUGUAUGUGCGCCUGAGGCCAUUCUUUAGAGAGUUUCUGGAACGCAUGUCUCAAAUAUAUGAGAUCAUCCUCUUUACAGCCUCUAAAAAGGUGUAUGCAGACAAACUGCUCAACAUCUUGGAUCCUAAAAAGCAGCUUGUGAGGCACAGGUUGUUUCGUGAGCAUUGUGUCUGUGUCCAGGGAAACUACAUCAAGGAUCUCAACAUUUUGGGAAGAGAUCUCUCAAAGACCAUCAUUAUUGACAAUUCACCACAAGCCUUUGCAUAUCAGUUGUCCAAUGGGAUUCCCAUAGAGAGCUGGUUCAUGGACAAGAAUGACAAUGAGCUUUUGAAGCUGGUGCCCUUCCUUGAGAAGUUGGUUGAGAUGAAUGAGGAUGUGCGGCCGCACGUUCGGGAACGGUUCCGGCUUCACGACCUUUUACCCCCCGAUUGAAGCCAACCACAAACUGUCGAAAUGGGGACAACAUGAAAAGACUGAGAACAACACGUGCGUGUAAAAAGCCUCUCUUUGGAUUACAAACUACAACAUUGCCAUUACUUAAAAAAAAAAAAUUAGCCUUUUUUUGGUUUUGUUUUUAAAUUCACCAUUGCUUUAACAAGAAAAAAAGAGAAAACUUCAAAAGAAAACCUUUUUAAAAGAUCUGGGUGAGAUUUUCUAAAAAUCGUAAGCGCAUAGAUGAAAUUACACACACUAUGGACAAGCCCAGGUCGUCGACACUUUUUAAGCAACUCUUCAGCUGUGGAGCCAGAUAUCAGCUCCACACUAAAUUCUGAAGUCUUGGUGCUGGUUUAGUGGAUAUGAAAACACCACCUGGUAAAGAGGAACUCCACCUUGCCCGACCGCAGUCCAACCCUCUGGUGCUCACGCUGUCAGUACUGACGAUACGACACUCUGUGGCUACAGACCAUUUUUAACAGGAGUGACUGGCCUGUAAAUCAAUCUGUGCAUGUGUGUAUGUUUACUCCUAGCCACACACACUCACUGAUUCGGUGUAUGGGCAAGCCUACAAAUUGUAGCCUUGAAAAUCAUAUGCAUUCCUCUGUAGCUACGUCAACUUUCUGUUGUUGGUUGCAGUUGUUUUUUUGUUUUUUUUGUUUUCUGGUAAAACUGGUGUUUUGUUUUUUGUUUUUAAAGAUGGGGUUUAAAAGAAAAAUUCAUUUCUGUUUGUAAGAUACGAGAUUUUAAAAGGGUCAUGUAAGUUUCAUUGUUAACCAUUUCCCCAUAUAGGAGAACCUGUAAAUGACAGUCCGCUGCAUAGUCAAAUAAAAUGGAAUGAAUCCAGGACUUUAUAGCUUGUUCUCAUUCUGAGGUUUAAAUGAAUGUGUUGGCUUCACACGUGGACACAACAUGGCUCUUUGAUUUAAAUGUUAAGGAUCUUUUUACCUGUAAAUCUGACACAUUGUAAUGAUUUAAGGGCAUUCAUUCUCAAAGUGAUGUGUCACCGUUAACUCCUCGUUUUAAUAGCAGUUCGUCAUUCGUGUGUAAUCAGUAUUGUCUCCGGCUCCUGAGCAAGUAUUCUCGCUAAAACCUCGAUCGGUUUCUUUUAAUUGUCAUGUGUAACUUGAUGGCUAUAUCAGUAGCAUUAUGACUAAUGUAGCACACCUCUGCCAGUGUGUCAUAAAGUCUACCUGUGGCAGAAGUCAAUGGCCAGACCGUGUACCAGCUGUACCUGGCACCAGCAGCAUACUGUUACUGUCAGCUUCACCGUCGGCCCCUCCGCCUGUUUCACAUGUUUUUCGUAGUAUUUUUAAGCGUUUGUUCUUUGUGUUUAGCCGUUAAAAGGAUUGUUUAAGAAUGGUAACUAAAUGAAUGUGUUUUUGAUUUGUUUUUUGUUUUUUUGCCCAACUGACUUUCAAGCCAACCUGAUGUUUUACUCUGUUUUUUUUUUUGGUUUUUUUUCAGCGUAAUUUAUUGAUGAUGAGACGCACAGUAGGGUGAAGUGUUGUCCAUGUUUUGGCCACCGUACAAGCCUAAACUUGGGAGGUCACGGAAACUCGGAUGCCCGUCGCUAAUACAAGCCUGUGACGGUGUGGCAACGUUUUCUUUAGAUUUUGUUGGAAUCUUAAGUGCAUUUUAUGUUACAGCGAGCGUGCGUGUGUGUGCGUGUGUGUUGCCUGUAUAGUGCCAUACAAUACAAGUUCCUGCUCGUGGCUUUUCUCCCAUGCUCCAACCCAUAAAAUACUUCACUGGAAAGAGACAAUCAAACCUCCAAGCUUUGCUGAUGCUGAAACAUGGAGAUACCCACCCUUUGACAAUUUAUUAAUUUUUUUUCUUCUUUUUCCUUGCCGAUAGUGUGCAGUAUAUAUAUCGUGUACUGUGAUGCCAUUUGAGUCGUGCCCCCAUGUGGAAAUUGGCUAGGUUGAAUCCUGCUCUUCCCAAACAAUCCCUGCUGCUCACUUUUGCACAGGAUAUUUUCUGAAAGUAAUUUCCACCUGCUUAACGCCCUGCUGUUGUGUUUUUUGUUUGUUUUUGCCUUUCUUGCCACAAGUAAAUUGCUCUCCAGAACUUAAAAAUCAGCUUGUAUUCAAGUUACAUUGUUAAAGGCCACAACGGUGUUUGCUCAGACACAACGUUAUGAGUACACAUGUACACAGACUAUGAAUGUAACGUGUACGUGGGGUGAAGGCUCAAGUGUCUUUCUAUGAUUCCACGCUGUUUUCGGUCCCCAUUCAGAGGCAAAAGUAAUGUGCUUGGAAUAGGGGACCGGUCUCAAGAUCCCACCAUGGUAGCCCAACUCCCCAUCCACCCAAUGAUCUCUCACCAUCCUGACCAUCUUCUAUUAUGCAAGCCUCACUCUGAGUGUGGUGCGAUGCGCUCAAUCUCGUCAGUGGGCUGUGCGAUUAUGUAAAAUCGUCAGUCAUGGCUUUUAUUCUGAAGGGUCAACAGGAGGCAUUGGAUACAUUUCAUCCAACUCAUUUUUAUGUGCAUUACCAGUUUAUUGUACACUGAGUGUUGUACAAUACAUGCAGCUUCAUGUUAAAAAAAAAUCCUUAAAGUAAGGAAAAAAUCUUUUGUAUUUUUGAUUUCUAAAGGCAUGUCAUAUCUACUUUUAAAUGUAUUAAUGAAGAUUUAACUUUACAUCAGAUGGAGUUUUGUGUUUUCUUUUUUUUGUUUCUUACAAAUAUCUGUAUGUUUAGUUUAGCGCUAUGUCACUGAACUGUUAAGCUUAGCAUGUAAAGAAUACAGCUUGCUUUUGUGGGAAAGUCCUGAAUUAAAUUUAAAUCAUGGCACUUUUUCUGCCAAAAAGAUCAGUCGUGUCGAUGCCUUUUUUUUUUCUUAUUUUUUUGGUUUAAUUUUCAGUAUAUAUUAAGCCAUUUUAUUUGCAAGAAUUGCUAUUUGUGCUGAAGAUGUAUUUAAAAUGUUUUAGGAGAUCUUUGUUAUC
Messenger RNA from Pelmatolapia mariae (spotted tilapia), 4819 nucleotides. RefSeq names its product CTD (carboxy-terminal domain, RNA polymerase II, polypeptide A) small phosphatase like 2b (gene ctdspl2b). The transcript has 13 exons. Lineage: Eukaryota; Metazoa; Chordata; Actinopteri; Cichliformes; Cichlidae. The record is from RefSeq and is a predicted model, not a curated record. The coding region runs from base 394 to 1869 and encodes 491 amino acids. Gene Ontology annotation, molecular function: phosphoprotein phosphatase activity.